UGUUCCUUAUGCGGAACUCGCUGACUUCCGUAUCCCGCAACUCCUUCGCUGGCUUGCAGUCUUCCCUGGAGCACCUCUACCUGUCGGAGCCGUUUCUCUCUGAGCUGCCCUUUGACACGCUUGAUAAUCUCCACGAGCUCAAGACCUUUGUGCUGGAAGAUACCCAGGUCACCGAGAUACCGCGGCUUUACGCCCACUCCAAGCUCGAGUACCUCAAGAUAGACGGCGCCAGAGUCCAGUCCAUAUCUUCUGCUACAUUCAAACUCAUGACCAAGAUGAAGAAAGUUCAUGUGUCCCGAUGCCUCAUAAAGGAGAUACCAGAAAGUGCUCUGGAAGGACUAGUCCACCUACGGGAGUUGAAUAUGUCCUUCAACGCCAUCGAAUGGAUCCACCCCCGGGCUUUCCGGACUAUGGAACUAUUAGAACACAUCAACCUUGCUGGCAACAAAUUGACUGAUGCCUCCAUGGCGGUUCUAGCAGGCAGAGAAAUCCGUUCUCUUAAAACCUUGGACUUGAGUGAGAAUAACAUUAAGGUUCUCAAAAAAGGCACUUUUGUUGACAUGAAGAACGUAGAAGACAUCAAACUCACCGGCAACAAACUAGAGAGCAUCGACCCUGGGGCGUUUUCCAAGCUACCAAAAUUAAAGUCCCUUGACCUCGCUAAAAAUUUGUUGCAGGAGAUUCAUGCGGAUGUCGUGGAUGAAUGUCCUAAGCUGGAGCGUCUGUUGGCAUCUGCCAACAACAUAAGCCAUGUUUCUGAGCUGAAGUUCUUUACGAGAACUAUGCCUAAGCUUGCGGUUUUGGAUUUGGAGGAUAACUCUUUGAACGCCAGAGCUCCGCAGACGUGGAGUGGACACCCAAACCUGCAAGUCUUGAAACUGAGUGCCAACGACAUCACGCAACUCGAAAAGAAGACGUUUAGUGACUUGCCUAACCUAAGAGAACUUUAUGUCAGUCACAACAGGAUUCAAACCACUCCAAAUCUCUGGAAUCUGCCAAAGCUGUUGCUACUUGAUAUCUCCCAUAACGACUUAGGGAAUGUCAGUGCUCAGUUUCUCGCCGGUUUACCAAAGUUGACAUCUCUUGAUCUCGCCUUCAAUAUGGUUACUUCCAUUGAGAAAGGAGCAUUCCUUGAAGUAGCGUCCCUAAAAUCACUAAACAUGUCCUUCAACAAGAUAACGGACUUCCCUCAAGAAGUAUUCAUAGGAUUGAGGGACCUGUACUCGUUGGACAUCAGCUAUAACGAACUAACUGAGGUCAAAGAUACAUAUCUACGUGGCUUGUCAUCUUUAGAACAUCUUCUGGCUUCCCACAACCGUAUCAGCCGCGUGGACCCCUCAGCCUUUACCGACACUUCCCUUCUGAAGUACUUGGAUCUCUCAACCAACAUCCUCCAGGCCCUGCCAGCUGCUGCCUUGAAACGGCUUGGUUCUUUGAGAACCCUGAUCGUGCGUCGCAAUGCACUUAACGCUAUUCAUGACGGGGAUUUUUCAAACCUGAAAAUCGUCGAAACUCUUGACUUGUCCAAAAACCACAUUCAAGCAAUAUCUGAGCUAUCCUUCGCUUCUUUGGCAGUCGUACGCGAUCUUGACAUAAGCAGCAACUACAUACAAAAUUUGCCUCAUGAUCUUUUGGCUCCGUUAAAGCUGCUGGAACGGCUCAAUAUAAGUCAUAACUUUUUGGCGACAUUAGAACAAGGUUCGUUUUCGAACAAUAAGCGUCUACGGAUCUUGGACCUCACCAACAACUCCCUCACUCUUGUUGAUGAAACCCUCACUGGUUUGUCUUCUCUUCAAGGACUCUUCUUAAGCCACAACUACAUUGACAAACUUGCUAAAGGGACCUUCCAAAACUUACCAGCAUUGAACGUUCUAUAUUUUGACAACAACGGCCUCCAGCAGUUUGAACCGGGGACCUUCGAUGACCUCCGGUCUUUGGUACUUUUGGACUUGAGUUCCAACAACUUGGUGGAGUUGAACCAAGGAUCAUUCGGAUCACUGAUAUCUCUCAAGGAACUCAGGUUGGACAACAAUCAAAUUACGAUGGUGAAAGAUGGUGCCUUCAAAGACCUGCCUUCCUUACAGAGCCUUGAGUUACAAGACAACCUCAUUUCUUUCAUUGGACAUUCUUCCGUUAACGGCAUGGCUUCCCUUAGGUUCCUCAACCUGAGCAAAAAUGCCAUCCAGGACAUUCCCACCGAAAUGUUUGAGCGGUUGUCCGCUCUCGACGUCCUCGACAUCAGCUCGAAUUUCAUACUCGAAAUCGACGAUCACAGUUUUGCCAAUCUCGAAUGGCUUACCGUGCUCAUGCUGCACAACAACGACAUCUGCCGCCUGUCCGAGGGAUCGUUCGUCCGGCAGCGCCGUCUGCGGGUCCUCACUCUCAACGGCAACCAGCUGCGCCGGCUGCACCUGCAGGCGCUGGGCUCCGCCAUCACGGGUCUCUCCCUUCUCGACAUGAGCGACAACCCCUUCAGCUGCGAUUGUCAACUGACGUGGUUGCGGGAGUACAUGCAAGGGGAGGAGGAACGGCUGGUGCUGGAGUCUAGAGAGGGCGGUGCUCGCCUUGACCCCGCCUCAUCCCGCUCCGAAGUCAGUAAUGCUCGCCUUGGCUCCGCCUCCUCCCGCUCCGAAGUCAGUGAUGCUCGCCUUGGCCCCGCCUCCUCCCACUCCGAAGUCAGUGAUGCUCGCCUUGGCCCCGCCUCCUCCCACUCCGAAGUCAGUGAUGCUCGCCUUGGCCCCGCCUCCUCCCACUCCGAAGUCAACGCGGCUCGCCUUGGCUCCGCUUCCUCCCACCCCGAAGGCGGCGACACCCGCCUUGGUCCCGCCUUUGAAGCGGCCCUGCUGGACAGGUCUCCUCUGACGAAGCUGCAGCUCUUGGCACUGCAGAGGUUUGGCCUCAGCGGUGCCCACUGGGCCAAAAUGGCCAGAGCCGAGGCCACGAGGAGCAGGAUGACCCUUGAGGCCCGCGAUGCCCUGAGGUCUCGUGAGACAAGGGCCUACGCCUCCGAGAGGGUGCUGGCGCAGCUCCCCCUGACGGCGGUGCCGACGUGCGCAGGUCCUCCCCAGUACGCGGGCCUCCCCAUCACCCAGGGGGAAUCGUACCUGGACCUGACCCACCCCAUCCUGCUGACCCACUUGUCCCCCUCGGUGACCCCGCCCCCCGCCGCCCCCCUCACCACCACCUACAUCAUCAUGUCCUCCACACCUAGUCACCUAGACCUGCAGGUGACACAACAAGUGACACAGAAGUUGGCAUCAACCCUCCCCAACCCUGACUACAACCUCAUCACUGGGGACACUCCUACCAUCUACGCUGGCAAUCCUUCCCCAGAUCCCGAUCCUCCUCAAGAGUCAUCAUCACUUUUCCCAGGUCUUCCUUCACUCCCGUCAAUCCUACAAACAAUUGGCAGCAUCUCCAACCUUAAGCUUCCCAACAUUGGACUCAGUAUGAACUGGGCAAAGUUACCAGUGGGAAGGAUCGCUUCCCCGGACCCUUUGUCGUCAAAGUUUGGGGUAGCUGCCUCAGGGGUUGAAAGGAAAAACUCGAAUUCUAAACCCCCACUUUGGAUCGAAGGGCCCAACGGAACUAUACUGAAUCCUAUGUUUGAUUUGCAGCAACCACUUGUUCCGAGUCUCGAGAAUCCCAAAAAGAUAUACCCUAACGACCUGAAUGUUUCGCACUCUUCUAAUUCUGCACUGGAUUCGUUUGCUUCGCCUUCGAUUUCUUUCCAUACUGCCGAGGAAGGAAGAUCCUCGCAAUCCAUAAUUAAAUUCCCUGAAGAUCGAUCAAGAAACUCUGGGUUCCUCAAAGGACCGAAUCCUGAUAAUUUCCGAUUUCCAGAUGAUCCUCCCCGAUCUGAUGGUAGGGCUCAGUCGGGGUUUUCGUUCCCAUCUAACGGAGGUUUCCCUCACAGACAGGCGAAUGACCGAAGGAAGGCAACACCUCCUUCUCUCACCCGGCAACAUCCUCUUCCUUCAGUCGUCAAUGUAGGACCAGGUAUGAAUGCUGGGCGCCCGUUUCUACCUGGACUUGCGGGUAACCAACCAAACAUGCGGUCUCGACCGUCCCACAUUAUUAAAAGCAGGCCUGGUCUUGCGUCCGUUACGAGAGUCGUAGAGGAAGACACAAGAACUCAAGGACAAACCCGCAGUCAACCGCAGUGGUCAACCCCAGAAGUAAUCAAUCCGCUAUCCGGGGUGUCACUUUACCAACCACUGGACCAAUUCAUGCCCUACCAACCUCCUCGUACUGACAAUCCAAUCAGAGAAAUUCCACCACCUUUCAAUCAUGGUCCGCACAUACCUGGAUUGGUACCUCCUAAAAUUGCGAAUGUUACCAGGAACUCCAACCGACUGCAUGAGCAACAUGAGAAUUCUGAGAUCCUUACCUACUUGGACCCGACGAAUCUGAUGGAGAACAACCCUCUAGAAGUUGUCCCGUUUGUACCUGAGUUUGAAGGUAAACUUUCCUCAGAUACUUCUGAAGUCAGCACGGAGUCUUCUACAACCGUCGUCUCAACGACCGUGUUCUUCCCUGACCAUGACCAAGCAUUACGUCUCAGAUCUACCCCAUCUCUUGAUGUGCCCGGGUUCGCUGCCUCCACCGUGUCGUCUCAGUUGGUAGACAGCAUUCCUCAGAAGCCUCUGAAAAUUCUGCAGAUCAACGACUCAUAUAAAAAUGUGAGCGCUUCUUCUUUUCCAGUUGGCAUAAGCGAUGACAAACCCCACAGUAUUGACGACAUUCUUGACGUCCUCUAUGGCUUGGAAGAUGGUGACGCGCUAGACCGACCUCACACUCCUGUACCGUUUCCUCACAACGACUCGUUGAGGCUACCUCAUAAUCUUACCAACGAAGAACUUCCCCUUGGCUUAGGGCCCCCGCCGAGUAUCCGCAUCGCAACAGAACCAACACACGAACAAAGUUCAUUUUCUUCGCCAACUCUACCAAACCCGGCGUAUCCCAGUGGGUUGUCACACCCGAUCUUCGAGCCGGUGGACAGCACUAAGUCUCCUCUCCCUCUAGAUCAAUUACCUCCUCGCCGUGAGAACAGUCACAUCGAUACAACGGAAUACUCCGUCGCAUCUACGACAUUCAGCCAACGACCACCCACGGUUUACGGCACGUUCAGGAAUGAACCAACUCCAGUGCCGAUCUCAGAAUCGCUAGGUGAUCAGGAUGACUUUGUAGAGCCACAAUUGGGGCUGGGAGUAUCGGUCAUGCAUGGAAAGCCUUCGCCUGAGAAAAAACACCAACUUCACCUGCAGGCUGCCGAUGCGGCUGCUCAAAUACCUGAAAAUGACCACUUGGUUCAGAUUUCUCCGGAUCUCGGGCCUGUGAACAUCCUUGGUGAAGGUCCUGAUUUGGAUACCAGCAGUCCUGUAACGAGAUAUGCGUUCGGUAUCACGAAUGAAGAUCCAAAGAAAAUCAUACGUACUUACGGUCUCGAUGCUGACCGAAUUAGAGACCAUUCACUCUAUCCGAUUGACGACAUUGCGUUAUUGAAAGCGCUGCGAUACGGCAGUGGUCCUCUGAACUCUGCUGGUGGACUAAUACCUCCUCCUGCUUCCGAAAAUCCACCCGUCGCCCAAACAACAACUCCUUACCAGGACUCGUUCUACGAUUAUCAGGAGACUCUGGAAGAACCGAUUGCCAGUUUUCAACCUUCAGGCGAUCCAUUUUCCAAUUCGGAUUUUAGUUCAACUAGAUCUCGAGAACCACAGGACUUUGUUGACUAUAGAGAAGAUUACGAUGUACCAGAAGCUCCUCAGAGUCAUGUUUUCUCUAGCUCAGUGGACAAAGUGUCUCCUCCUCCGAGGUACAGUGGAGGAGGACCCGACACUAUAUUUCGGGAAGAUUUUGUUCCCUCCCUCAGCCCUUCUAUGGCUGUACCUCCACCGCAAGGAUUAGACAAGAUAGGUGAUCCUCACAUCGCGCUGCGGCAACAACACCCUUUGAGUGAACAUGAGGAGCCUAAGGCAGGUCCUCUGCAGGAGGAUGUCGUGAGGCAAGGCACCUUAGAAAAAGACAGUAAAGAAGGACCCUUGCGCGACAACGUUGACUGGUACUACGAGAACUACUUCCGAGACUACAGCAACUCUACGAACGUACCCAUAGGAAGAAACGCUGUUGGUAGUGGUUCUGUCACAACCACUAGUUCAGCGUCCAUCGGGUUUAUUCUGGCUUUUUUGACAGCUAUUUUUAUUUAAUUCUGAAUCUGUGAGCUUGUUAGCUACCAAGGAAUUGACUAUGUUAACGACCAACAGGUCAACUACCAAGCCUGGUACCAAUGUAUAUCAACUGCAAAAGAUUUAAUCUACCAAGUUGAUUACCAAAGAGGUACUCAUGCUCGUCAACUACCACACCUCCUGUACCAAAGCACGUAGACUACCUACUCUACAUGUACCUAUGCAUGUCAAGUACCAAAAAAUUCAUUGAUUAUUUUUAAUACCAAAGAAGCGCCUAUUCAUGUUAAUUACCAAAGAACUUAUGCAAUUAAAGUGUUUAUGUAAAUAGAAUUUCAGUGGAGCGUCUAGAAUUUAUUGUGAAAUUUAAGUAAGGGCUCGAGCAAACAUUUGUCGUUAGUGAAACAUGCACCAAAGUCUUGAAUACCUCGAGAAAAGUCAAGUUUAGUUCUAAAUUUCCCCUAGAAAUAUGAAGGUAAAAAUAUCUCCUGUGACAGAAGGGUUCGUUCCGUUCAAAAACAUGACCCCUGCCGGGGUUUCGGUCUACGAACGGAACCCUGUCCCGUGUUUCGGUCUAUGAACGGAACCCUGUCCCGUGUUUCGGUCUAUGAACGGAACCCCUGCCACGUGUUUCGGUCUACAAACAGAACCCAUGCCACGUGUUUCGCUCUACGACCAGAACCCCUGCCCCUUGUUUCGGUCUACGAACGGAACCCCUGCCCCGUGUUUCGGUCUACGAACGGAACCCCUGCCCAGUGUUUCGGUCUAUGAACGGAACCCCUGCCCGGUGUUUAGAAGAAAUGUACAUUUUUCGUUUUUAUGACCCAUUAUUUGAAGGAUUUUUUCAAAACUAAGAAUAUAGAAGCGAAAAAAUACCACAAUUUUUUUAUAUUUAUCAAAAAUUUUUACUGUGAACGCCCCAUAUCAUAAACGUAGUUACUUCAUAGCCCAGCAGUAUUUUAUUCAUGUGUACGGUUUACGAUCCUGUUUAUACGUCUACUUGUAAAUGAAUUUUUCUAUUUUUAAAACGUGCGAGAUUUUACGUACAUAAAACCUCAGAAGUUUCA
Molecule: messenger RNA, 7252 nt
Organism: Hyalella azteca
Lineage: Eukaryota; Metazoa; Arthropoda; Malacostraca; Amphipoda; Hyalellidae
Exons: 7
Coding region: 9-6209 (2066 amino acids)
Cellular component (GO): extracellular matrix
Molecular function (GO): protein binding
Source: RefSeq, a predicted model, not a curated record